Malania oleifera is the source of this 1344-nucleotide messenger RNA. RefSeq lists its product as uncharacterized. The record is from RefSeq and is a predicted model, not a curated record. Bases 1 to 1344 code for a protein of 447 amino acids. The transcript is spliced from 7 exons. NCBI's taxonomy places the organism in Eukaryota, Viridiplantae, Streptophyta, Magnoliopsida, Santalales, Ximeniaceae.
AUGGUUUUAGCUACUGCUCCAUCUUGUUCCUCUUCUCCAGCUACUCUCUCUGCAGCUGUGGCAUCUUCUAAACUAUGUCGUUUCAAUGGCCAGUGCCACUAUUUUAAGGAAGAUGGUAAUUGUAUUUCCGAUUGUCCUAAGAAGAAGGCCAAGGAUGCUCGGGAUGCUCUUAAGGCUAGGGCAUCUUCCUCUUCCAAGCCUAUUGCUGUUGUCUCCACGAGCUCCUCAAUUUCUGCUCCAUCUUUUGCACCUUCUUUGUCAUCUCUUUCUGUAGCCGACCUUGAGGCAAUUAUCACCCAGGUUCUAUCCCGCACUUCUACAGGUUGUGAUGUGCAGGAUUCGAAGAUGGGCCAGCUUGUUGGGACCGGGCGUAAAGUUGGUCGCCUUUUUGAGCACACAUCUCUGCAUUUGCCUUGUUCGUGUUCUCCUCCGUCUCUUUCUGCUGCAGUGUCUUCUAGUAUGAUUGAAACUCAGUUUGCUCGCACCAUUAAAGUCCUUCGGUUCGAUAAUGCCCUGGAAUAUACUUCUACCCCUUUCAUUGAAGAACUUCGAGAGGCCGACAUAAUUGUCGUGCCGAAUGUAAGCACCAUCACAUUCUUGACACUGCAUGCUAGCUUAUCAGGUGAUCCCUCUACAUCUGCCGCUCCCGAACCUGGACCGUCUGAUGAUCCUGUUGUCACUUCGACUCCUCCUGAGUCCACUGAUUUGGAUGUUCGUCAUUCUAGUCGGCCUCGUAGUUAUCGCGAAGCUUGUUCCGUUCUUGUUUGGCAGCAAGCUAUGUCUGAAGAACUUGACGAAUAUGGCAUUGAUUAUGAGGAGACAUUUGCCCCCGUUGCUCGUAUUACCUCCGUUUGCUCCCUUUUGGAUGUUGCCUCUACUCGGCGGUGGCCUUUAUUUCAGAUGGAUGUCAAGAAUGCCUUCUUACAUGGUGAGUUGACUGAGAAGUUUGAGAUGAAAGACCUCAGUUCUCUUCGCUACUUACUUGGCUUAAAAGUGUCCCCUACCUCUGAUGGCAACUCCUUGACCCAAGCCAAAUAUGCCUCUGAUUUUCUCACACGUUCUGACCUCACCGAUUGUAAGAUAACUGAUAGUCCGCUGGAGCCCAACAUCAAACUCCAUCCUAUUGAUGGGGAGCUCCUUCCCGAUGUGACUCGUUACCAACAGCUUAUUGGGAGCUUGAUUUAUUUCACUGUCACUAGACCAGACAUUGCCUACGUGGUGCACCUUGUUAGCCAGUUUUUGUCGGCUCCUCGUUCCGUUCACUAUGUAGCUAUUCUUCGCAUCUUGCGAUAUGUGAAGGGCACCUUAUUUCAUGGCCUUUUUUUUCCUCUCACUUAUCCUUGA